Messenger RNA from Mycetomoellerius zeteki, 1424 nucleotides. It is a transcript of the gene Tsp97E, whose product is annotated as Tetraspanin 97E. The transcript has 6 exons. The record is from RefSeq and is a predicted model, not a curated record. Gene Ontology annotation, cellular component: membrane. Bases 280 to 957 code for a protein of 225 amino acids. NCBI's taxonomy places the organism in Eukaryota, Metazoa, Arthropoda, Insecta, Hymenoptera, Formicidae.
AGCGCAUCGACCGCCGCCAUCGCGCUGAUUCGGGCAGUCGCGAGUCGUCUGCCGUGGCGUGUCGUCGCGGUUGGGACCUCGACAGGGUCUGAAAAUUUCUGCUUGCACGCGGAAAAAAGUCCCACGCGGUCGCUAUCGUCCCUCGUAGUCGUUCCUCGCGCGAAUCCGAGUCACGCAAUCCGUAUAUUUCGUCUCGCGCCGCGAAUCGCCGCAGGUCGACGUGCGGAUCUGCCGAGGAUCUGACAGCAGCGGAUCGACGACGGACGGGCGCAGUCGAAGAUGUGCGGCGGUUUUACGUGCUCGAAAAAUGCGCUGACGGCACUCAACAUCCUCUACAUCGUUGUUGCCUUUAUAUUAAUAGGAGUUGCUGUAUAUGGAAGGGCAUCCGCCUUAGUUACGAAUCUGCCUAUUAUAGGUGGUAUUUUAGCAUGCGGAGUGAUCCUGUUUCUCAUUUCUAUACUGGGCCUGAUCGGUGCCGUUAAACACCAUCAGGUUUUAUUGUUCUUUUACAUGCUUAUCUUAUUCCUUUUGUUCCUGAUUCAAUUCAGCAUUGCCUGCGCUUGUCUUGCUGUAAACACUAAACAGCAAGAACAACUUGCAGAACAGGGCUGGAGACGCGUUGGACCUGACUUAAGGGCGAAAGUUCAAACUACCUUUAACUGUUGUGGAUUUAAUAGCACUACUGAUGACUCAGGUGCAUCGUGCGAUGAAGUCAAUAAAAUUUGUUGUCAAUCCAUUGAUCCACAAAUGCCUUGUACGAGUACAACAUGUCCACCGUGUAUGCAUAAACUGCAGUCUACCAUUGACUAUGCAUUUAAAUUAUGUGGCAGUAUAGGAUUAUUCUUUAGCUUUACGGAGGUGAUUGCAGCUUUCUUGGCAAGGCGUUAUCGUAAUCAAUUAGAUCCACAGGAAAAAGCUGCGAGAGCCAUUUUUCCACAGCAUAAUUAUUUAUAUUAAUUCGAUGAAUACUCAGAAAAUAUUAAUAAUUUUUCUUUUUACUGAUAUACGUACGAUACUUUUAUCGAUAUGAAGAGGACAAACAUCUGAAAUUAUUUUUUUUUUUCGAUUGCCCGGAUAUUAUGCAACAUAUUUUCCAAGGGCUACGAUAUAAUAUUUUUCUUUUAAUGUAUUAAUUCUUUUAAUUCUACGUAAUGUAAUGCUCAAUAGAGACAAAGUUAAUAUAUUUUUAACUGGGCAAUCUUAGAUUUUAGAAUGAGUUAGACAAAUAACUGAAAUGUGUGCUCUAGUCAUAUACUUAGAACACUCAUAACAAGCCUCAAUGCGCCUUGUAGUCUAGUGACAGAAAAGUUCACGUAAGUAUAAAUUUCUAUUAAAUUUCAUUGCAUUAUUUUCUUCAAUAAUCCGAUGAUAAUGAAAGUUUGGCGAUGAAAAUCUAGAACAUUGUCAUAAUGUAUCGUUUAGUU